Hemiscyllium ocellatum (epaulette shark) is the source of this 1114-nucleotide messenger RNA. RefSeq names its product E3 ubiquitin-protein ligase CCNB1IP1. The transcript has 3 exons. Gene Ontology annotation, biological process: reciprocal meiotic recombination. The record is from RefSeq and is a predicted model, not a curated record. The coding region runs from base 1 to 870 and encodes 289 amino acids. Gene Ontology annotation, cellular component: synaptonemal complex. NCBI's taxonomy places the organism in Eukaryota, Metazoa, Chordata, Chondrichthyes, Orectolobiformes, Hemiscylliidae. Gene Ontology annotation, molecular function: ubiquitin protein ligase activity.
AUGGCGAUGUGCGAGGACGUGCUGCUGUGUAACUUCGCCAAGUGCCGCGCCAAGCUGUCCGGCUUCGCCUGGGUCACCGCCUGCUCGCACGUCUUCUGCGACCAGCACGGCAGCGGCGAGUUCAGCCGCUCGCCCGCCCUGUGCCCGGCCUGCAAGAGCGCGCUGGCCGGCAAGCUGGACAUCGUCCGCACCGAGCUCAGCCCGUCCGAGGAAUACAAGGCCAUGGUGCUGUCCGGCCUCCGGCCAGAGCUCAUCCUCGACAUCGCGUCCCGAGCGCUCGCCUUCUGGACCUACCAGAUCCACCAGGAGAGGCUGUACCAGGAGUACGCCUACAGCAAGGCCGAGAGCCGGCUGAGGCAGAUGGAGAAACUGUACACCCAGCAGAUCCAGGGGAAGGACAUGGAGGUCAGCAACAGCCGUGGGGAGGUCUCCUCCCUCAAGAAGCUGCUGGAGGAGUACAAGAAAAAGUACAGCGAGAUCUCGGAGAAGCUGAUGGAGAGGAACCGACAGUACCAGAAACUGCAAGGGCUCUACGACAGCCUGAGGCUCCGCACCCUGGCCAUGACAGGGGAGGGAGACUCCGCGGUGUCUGCUCCACCUUCCACAGCUCUCUACAGCCUGCCCAUGGGGGGCCUGGCCAAGUACAUCCCGACGGAGAGCCCCCAGGGUAGGCCGGCUGCCGGGGAGGGUGGGGACUUCCACCUGCGCCCCUCCUUCUUCGGCUCCCCCGCGGCAGAGCGGUCGGGGGGCUUCUUCACCUUCUCCCCGAGCGAAGGGGCUGCCCAGGAGCUCCGCCAACCCCAGGCCCAGGCCCAGGCCCAGGCGCGGGCCCUGGGGGCGAACGGCCUGUACAAGAUGAAGAAGAUGUGAACGGGACGUGGCACGGGGAGGGACCUGGGGUGGGAGAACCCCAGAGGCUGAACACUGACCCCCCCCAACCUUUCGCUGACCACUCCCCCCACCCUGCGGUGGGUCUCUGGGUUCACACGGCCUGACCGAAACAUCCCGUGGUCUUCAAUCGACUCCCUACCCCCACCACCUGAUGUGGCGUCUCCCCCUCCCUCAGGGCUUGGCUCCUUCCUACCCGGUUGUUUCAGAGUUCUGUCCAUUAAAG